This is a messenger RNA of Protopolystoma xenopodis, 252 nucleotides long. The record is from the annotation of a GenBank genome assembly. NCBI's taxonomy places the organism in Eukaryota, Metazoa, Platyhelminthes, Monogenea, Polystomatidea, Polystomatidae.
CUCGAAGGUCGCUUGUACCAAGUUGAAUAUGCGAUGGAGGCUGUCAGUCAUGCUGGUACCUGCCUAGGCAUUGUAGCUAAAGAUGGAAUUGUUCUGGCUGCGGAAAGGAGAUUUAUAAAUAAGCUUUUGGAUGAAAGCACCUUCUCUGAAAAGAUAUACAAGAUCAAUGACGACAUAGCCUGCGCAGUUGCGGGGAUUACGGCUGAUGCUACUGUACUCAUAAAUGAAAUGAGGCUUAUUGGCCAACGGUAG